AUGUGGAUACAUGUAAACGUUGUUUCAAUUGAAAGAAAGGCAUGUCCAAUCGAUGAAACAUCGUGGGGAACUGAAACAAGUGGAUGUGCGUCGAUGAGUUAUAUGACACUCGACGAACGCAUUCUUCCUCAUCACGAACGUCGAUCAUCUAGUUUUGAAUAUGUGAACGGUAUUGCUCGACCUACUGUAACUCAUUGGCCAAAAGGAAGACUUGCUGAUUGGAUGGUUUCUAUUCAAUUUAUUUCGGUUGAUCCUGUAUAUGGCCUGGCUAGAACAUGUGAUCGAUCUGGAUAUGUUCGAGUUUUUCAAAACGAAACAUUGAAUUGGGAACGAGAAUUCUCGGAAAAGACGUUAGAGAUUCAAGGGCAAUGUUUCAUCGCAUCUGUCAAAGUUCAGGCGUCAAAUGAAGUAUGUCCGUGGUGUGUUGAUGAUUCGAAGACAACAACCAAAACAACUACAACUGAAAUUCCAUCAACCGAUUCUCCUGCCGCCUUCCUCUCAUUCGAUUCUUCCAACACAUCAGUCCUCAUUGUAAUGAGUAUUCUUGCUAGUUUUUCAUUCUUGGCACUCACUGCUACUACAAUACUUCUCAUCGUUUACAUCAUGGAUAGAAAGAAACCAGAAUACUUUGAUAUGCCACCACCACAAGCGAAUAGCACUGUGCUUGCUAGAAAUGACCAAAUAGGUUUAUUCACCACAAAAUCAUCCGAACGAUGGACAGAAUAUGGUUCAGAAGCAUGGGCAUCGUUCCAACCACUCAAUGUUGAAGCAGCAUUUAUUUCGCCAAGAGACACUUGCGUUUAUAGAGUAACUCAAGAAGAAGACGACUCAAGUGAUUCUGGAAAUGCCUCCCUGUAA
Messenger RNA from Caenorhabditis remanei, 858 nucleotides. RefSeq lists its product as uncharacterized. The record is from RefSeq and is a predicted model, not a curated record. The coding region runs from base 1 to 858 and encodes 285 amino acids. NCBI's taxonomy places the organism in Eukaryota, Metazoa, Nematoda, Chromadorea, Rhabditida, Rhabditidae. The transcript has 4 exons.